AUGGCUCAGUCUUACGAACCGAUCGCCAUUGUUGGUGCAUCUGGCCGCCUUGCUGGCGAGGCCUCGUCUCUGGCCGGACUCUGGGAGAUGAUGUGUAAGGUCCGAUCGGCCCACGGCCGCGUACCACCGUCAAGGUGGAACGCCGACGCACGCCUCCACCCGGAUCCGGAUCGUAAGGGAACAGUCACCACUACGCACGGCUUCUUCCUAGAGCAGGACAUCACCACAUUUGAUGCGCCCUUCUUCUCAGUCACGGCCAAGGAGGCCGACGGAAUGGACCCUGCCAAGAGGAUCCUGCUGGAGGCGUACAUGGCUGCUGCCGGCACCAGCGAGGCCAUGACUGCCAACCGCGUGUCCUGGUUCUUUGACCUUUUGGGACCAAGUCUGACGCUCGACACGGCCUGUUCUUCGAGUUUAUAUUGCCUUCACCUUGCAUGCCAGUCACUGUUGCUGGGUGAGACGAACAUGGCAUUGGUUGCCGGUGUAAACAUGAUACUCCACCCAAAUUUCAUGCGGAGGUUGACGGCCAUGCACAUGCUUAGCCCCGAUGGCAUUUCACACACCUACGACGACCGCGCAAACGGUUACGGUCGUGGCGAGGGUGUCGGCGCCCUCGUUGUAAAACGGCUUAGCGACGCCAUUCGAGACGGGGACACUAUACGAGCCGUUAUCCGUGGGUCGAGCAUUAACUUCGAUGGCAAAACGCCGAGUAUUAGUAUGCCAAGCUCCGACGCUCAGACCGACCUCAUUCGACGCGCGUACAAGGCCGCCAAUUUGCCCAUCAACGAAACACAAUACGUCGAGAUGCACGGCACUGGCACGCCGGUGGGGGACCCCGUCGAGCUGGCAGCCAUCGCGGCGACCUUUGGCGCUGCCGCGUCUCCAGAAAAGCCCGUCCUGGUGGGCAGUAUCAAGCCCAACGUCGGCCACACUGAGGGCUGCGCCGGACUGGCCGGCGUCUUCAAGGCCAUCAUGUCGCUCGAGCACGGCAUCAUAGUGCCCACCCCGUUCGUUGAGACCAUCAACCCCAGGCUGCGCUUUGCUGAGUGGAACCUCAAGCUCCCGGAAGCCACCAUGCCGUGGCCGACGCCGGGCCCCCGCCGCAUCAGCGUCAACUCGUUCGGUUUCGGUGGCGCCAACGCUCACGUAAUCCUGGAUGAUGCUUAUCAUUACUUGAAGACGAACGGCCUGAAGGGAAACCAUGCGACAUCUGUCCAGCCGCGACUCGAGUGGGUUUCGAAAUUUGCCUCGACGACAAGCGGCAACGGC
Pyricularia grisea is the source of this 1269-nucleotide messenger RNA. RefSeq lists its product as uncharacterized. Lineage: Eukaryota; Fungi; Ascomycota; Sordariomycetes; Magnaporthales; Pyriculariaceae. Gene Ontology annotation, molecular function: 3-oxoacyl-[acyl-carrier-protein] synthase activity; fatty acid synthase activity. The record is from RefSeq and is a predicted model, not a curated record. The annotation marks the transcript as partial. The transcript has 5 exons. Gene Ontology annotation, biological process: secondary metabolite biosynthetic process; fatty acid biosynthetic process.